Molecule: messenger RNA, 2007 nt
Organism: Hyposmocoma kahamanoa
Lineage: Eukaryota; Metazoa; Arthropoda; Insecta; Lepidoptera; Cosmopterigidae
Exons: 4
Coding region: 241-2007 (588 amino acids)
Source: RefSeq, a predicted model, not a curated record
GUGGCGGCCUUAUUUACGAAAACAUAUUUAAACUUCAUGUUUAGGCUGAUGGCUUUGCCAAAGCCUUAAUAAAAAAAGAAGAAAGUAUUUCAUAGUAGUCUGUGGAUCAUAGACUACGUCACAAAUUAGGAAGAUGCUCUUGUGAAUGAAGCAGUGUUUUCGAAAAAUACGGUUUUUGCUUGCGUGUUUCAAACUUGAUAUUAUCCUCAAUAACUACCAAACAACAAUGAAAAUAGUGUCAUGUCUAAAUCUUAUGACUUAGAUGUAGUCGUUGAUUGUGUUAAAACUUUAUUGGGCCAUAGUCGUUGCGUGAUUUGUGAUAAGUUGGAAGGGUCUCGUCGGAGGUACCGUUGUGGACACGCAGCAUGCGAAGAAUGCGUGGAAGGUGCUAGCCUCUGUCUUCUCUGCCUCACGCCUCCCGAGGCAUGUAAUCCGAACCACACAGAACCCGAUGGUCCAUUAACAUGUAGGGUGAACAACGUCUCUGCAUUGUACAAAGCUUGUCAAGAUUCUUUUGGAAUGGAUGUUUAUAAAAGGCACAGAAUAUCUGAACAAUUGAAAGUAGAGAAAGAAUUAUUCCCACAAUGUAUUCAAGCUCCACUGACUUAUUCUAAUAGAAAGAAAUCAGUUAAGCCUCAAUUGAAAGAUAAGGAGAACGACACAUUAUUUCUUCUUGGUGAGCAGAUUUCAUCUACCAAGAAAUCAAAGAUGAAGAAGUCUUUGAAUAAUGUUUCAAAUUGGCUUGAUGAAAAUGAUAUAAAAAUAGCUAAAAGUAGGCCACGACAGCCAUUUGCUGAUCUUAACGUUAAUCAAUGUAAUCUUCAGAGAGAAGCAACACCUAUUAAAAGUAGAGUUGAUGAAAAAGUUUUGGAGAAUAUAAAAAGUACCAUAAAAUUAAAUAAGAAGCGGUCUAAUUCUAAAAGUACUCGAUCUAUGAUUGACAGCCAAGCAGGAGGCACAGACUCAUUUGGUUGGACACCUAAGAAGUUAAAAAAGGAAUUUGAUCAAUAUGACAGAUUUAAUAAGAAUGAUAACGUUGAAAGUGAUAUUGUAACUAAUGAUGAACCAAUAGUGAUUGAUGACUCUCAGAGUCACAUCGUUGAUAAAGACCACCAAGCAUGGUUGGCUGUAGUGAAUGCAGAGAAAAAAUAUCCUUGUACUUCUAUACCUUCAAUUGGGUUAGAAUGUAGUGAGGCUAUAAAAUAUACUGAUGAUAUAGAGAGAAUUACUACAGAAUCUAUUGCAAGCUCAACUUACAAUACAACUUCAUUUAAUAAAGUGCCAUUUUUCAAGAAAAGUUACCUCAUAGAAACUUGCAACCUUUGUAAUAAUGUUGAUAACAAUAAAACAGUUAAGAAAUCUGCAGGCCAGGCUGAAGAUGUAAAAAUUACAAUUGAAAACAAUUGUUUUAUAACUACAAUUAAUGUGACUACAGUAAAUGAUAGACCUAAAAUUUUAGAAAAGCAAUCUACCUCUGUUCAGACAGAAAUUGAGAGGGUACCUGACUUCCAUAAAGUACAGUUAGAUGUUGAGAAUAAAUAUAAGAAAGACUCAGAUAAGUCUGUUACGUAUAGUCAAGAUUUGUAUACUGUUGAAAAUAAUUCUGAAAAAAACACUCAUUUUGAAAAUGUAGCAUAUACAAAAGAGAAAGCUAAUCUAAAAAAUACAACUGUUAAGAAAAAUACUAACGCAACAAAGCAAAUUAUAAUAGAGGAUUCGGACAAUGAGGACAUUGAUGAAUCAAGUGUUAUACAAGUGACAGCUGAUGUUCAUAGAUCUAGUGAUGAGAUGGAUUAUGGUGUCUUAACUGAAAUUGGAGAAAUGGAGCUUCAACAGAGGUCGAAGCAUUCUACACGUGGCCUUUCACCUAGUAGCUCCAACUCAUCAGAGAAGGAGAAUUUCGAUCCGAACAGGCAGAAGAGAUUGAAACUUGAGAAAAAAGACAUUGUCAAAAAAAAGCUAAGGAAACAUCCACAUAGUUUUAAAUUAAAAUCGAAUGUUCUGUGA